Molecule: messenger RNA, 1906 nt
Organism: Cyprinus carpio (common carp)
Lineage: Eukaryota; Metazoa; Chordata; Actinopteri; Cypriniformes; Cyprinidae
Product: MICOS complex subunit Mic19
Biological process (GO): inner mitochondrial membrane organization
Cellular component (GO): MICOS complex; mitochondrion
Source: RefSeq, a predicted model, not a curated record
AGGGGCUAAAGGCGGAAGCGCUGUGUGUUUCUGUUUCUGAACGGGAGCGUGCGGCCCUGGUGCUGUCAGCUCUUUGGAGUUCAUAACUACUGAUCAAAUUUACAUAAACUAGUUCGCUAAACAAUAGCGGGCUUGUUUCACCAGGAAUGGGAGCCAACAACAGCACGCGACGCGUGUCUUUUGAGUCGGAUGAGAAUGAGAACAUAACGAUAGUGAAGGGCAUAAGGCUCUCAGAGAAGGUCAUCGACCGCAUGAGGGAACCCUCAGGCCCACCACGGCCCCCCACCAGAGCCCCUCCUGCUUCUCCUCCCGUGGUUGAUCCUCUGCCAGCACUGGUGCCAAUAUCUCCUCCACCUGCCCCUGUCACUUCCCUUCCACCUUCUUCCUUGCCAGAGCGAGUCAAACUCCCUGAGCAAGUGACCACUACUGCACCUCCUCCACCACUAGCAGAGCCGGUCAUUCUCCCCUCACCUCCUCCUGUAGCGACAGCAGCAGCUGAAUCAGUGGGUGCUGUAUCAGCCCCUGCAGAAAUAACCACCCCCUCCCCUCCAGCUGAACUUGUCGCUCCUGUCGCUUCCGCUGCUGAAACUAUCCCACAGCCUCCUCCGUCUGUAGAAAAACCCGUGGCUUCUUCACCAGCACCUCCUGCCGCCGUGCAUGAGUCUGAACUGCAAAGAAAGAUCGCUGAAGAGCUGCAGAAAAGCCUAGAGGAAGAGAGGAGAAAGGCACGGGAGGAGCUCAACCAACGGCUUGAAAAGGAAAAGUCCCAGGUUCAUGUUCAGGCCCAGGCAGAAGCUCAAGCCCAGGUAAAGGACGAGGUGAGCAGGAUCCUUGCAUUAGAGAAAGAGCAGAGCUUCCAAAAAGCCAUACUGAGAGAAAGGAUCACCGCCGAGGAUGAAAGACUGCAAGCUCAGAUAUAUCAGAUGGAGAGAAAGGCUAGACAGUUAGAGGAGAGAGACAAAGAGCUCCGGAAGCAGGACGCCUUCUACAGAGAACAAGUGGCCAAGCUAAAGGAAAGGAGUGCCCAGUUCUACAAGGUUACAAAUGAAAACUAUCACAAGGCAGCAGACGAGGUCAACGCCAAGUUUAAGCGAUAUGAAAUUAGUCCAGUGUGCACCGACCUUCAGGGCCAGAUUCUGAAGUGCUACAGAGAAAAUGCUGGAAAAACUCUGCUGUGCUCCAACAUCGCCUCUCUAUACAUGCAGUGUGUCAACAGUGCAAAACAGGACAAGUUGAGGACUGGAGGUUAAGUCUCUGGGCAGGAAGAGACCUGUUUGUAUCUGUGAUCUCAUGUUAAUCGACUGUUGCCAAGGAAAGACGCCACCCAGAGACACACCUGAGCAGACCUGAAGCAGAAUCUGCAGUGAAUUGAGAGCUAGAUACCCUUGAACCUUGCCCCAUCACUUUUACCUUUCUACCUCCUUUCCUGUUAUUUCACCUUUAUCCAGUAAAGGGGAAACUGGUAUCCGUUUCUCAAAUAGACAGAAUCAGUAAGCAGCGGUGAUCAUACAGUAGGUGGAACUCAAAGGUUCUGAGCACCUGAAUCAGAAAAUGCACCUUUUUUUGGUUUGCAAAGGAUAGCACACAGUGAAGAGAACCGAACUAGACACCAAAUAUUGGCCACACUAGGCCAAUCUAGACCCAACCACAACAGAAUCCCAGAACUCUGAGUUGGUUCUAGAUUUGGUCGGUCUGGUUGCGUAGCGUCAUUUAUCCAGUCAUCAUACCCGUGAUCCACCCUGCUAGCCCACCACAAUCACACUUCCCAUUGCACUAGUAACAUCCUCCAGCUGUUCGUUGUGUUUUUGCGUGUGAUGUUCAUUACUGUUUUUUGUCUCGUCGUUCACACAAAAAGGUCAGGCCUGAUCACCUGAUCUGCUUUAAAGAAUAAACAAUUAAACCCUAA